GAUGCUAUUAUCAUCAGUCGCGUCCCUGCUCUCUUCAUCGUACAAAUCUACGCGUCGUAAAAGCGUCUCUGUCAUAGUAUAUUGAUAAAAGAACUCUCUGGAUAUUGCAACGAUCGAAGGACGCGUUUUACACGCGUCUGAGACAGACAACACGCAUAAAGCGAAAUAAAUAACUAUGGAGGAGCCAGAACAUAAUGAUAAUGAAGAGGAAAAGGCAUUAGCUACCGGAUACACCAGUGAUUCCAGCGUCGAGUCACAAUCGGCACAGCUUCUUGCUUUCGUUUUAGGGAGAGCGGAGCCGCCUUCGCACGCGACCAAGAACAAUGCUCAGCCCCUCGGCAACGCGAGUGGUGACUGGAGCGCUUCGUCUGCUGAUCAUUCUGCUGCUGCAAAUUCUUCAAAAGGUUCCGUCGACGCGUCUUCUGCUUCCGUUAACGUCAACCUUGCUCCGUACCACUUUCACGGCUUAGCGUCCACCCAAACGCAGUCCCCUACACAGAUUAUCGGGAGUGACGACUCACAGAAGGAGAACGAAGGAGCACAUGGUGGUGUUCCUUUUGUAGCCUCACGGCCUCCUAAUCCUGUGCAGGUCUCUCCGAAAGCCUCUUUGACUCCGUCGCGGGCCCAAAGUACAAACGGAGUUGAUUCUUCUUUUUCUGCUGGCGCUAGUGCUACUUCUACAAUUACACAGCCGACAAAGGCUGUUUCUUUCCUUUCUCCUACGCGGCAGGCCUCGCUGCAGAAGGCACCUACAAAGGCAGCGUCGACUAUGCGGUAUCGUCGGCAUCCAUCCCCUCCCGCCCCUUCGCAAGACUCGUUUGCCGGUCCUACCGCUUCGCAAGACCCGGACCUCUUCGUCGCGACUGCUAGACAGUUCGAAAUCCCUUUAGACCAGCUCGGAAGGUCGCAUUCGCAAGACCGGUCUCUUGUGGAGUCUCGUGGUGGGAAGAGUUCAGUUAUCAGCUCGGAACCAGGAGUGACCAAGCAGCCGAUGGACGAUUAUUCAUUAUCGAGCUCCUCUUCAGCAGGAAACAUCCUCGUAGCGAAUUCCGACUCCAGCGGACCGUCUCAGGACUGUCAUAGAGAGAACAUCAACGUCUUCUCAAUCAGCCAGGAGCCAACGCAAAUACUAGGUGACGCGAGCGACGUAAGUCAAUCUGAGCAUGCCGACAACGAAGUUCCAGUCAGCGAAAUAGCGAAUCGCGAAGUGGCCACGCGAAUUAUCGAUGACUCAAUGCACGUCGAGCCUGUGAAAGAGCAGACUUCGCAGGAAGCUACGCAGCUAAUCGAACAGAGUCCGUCCAUGGAAGUCGGGACGUCUCCACCAGAGCCAUCGGUCGUAUCGCAGGGUCUGUCAGCACUGAGUCUCGUUCCUCCUGAGAAACGACACAGGUACAUGCAUCACUUCGCGGACAAAACAAAGGGUGAAGGUCCGUCCGAACCAAGUCCACAACGGGAUACAUCUGUCGAAGCCGUCGAAGCAACUCUUACCACGGUAUCUCCACUCUCGGACAAACGAUCUCUCCUCAAUUUCGUUUCUCCAGAAAAACGCGCUAAGUAUAUGCACCAUUUUAAUGAAGGCAGUGCACUGGUAUCGGAGGCGAGUCGGAUGGCGACGGCGGGUACGUCGCUUGGGAAUAGGAUAUCGGAGAAGGCGAAGUCUCCAGCACCAGUGCCUGUGAUGGAGGAAGUCGUACAGGAUUCCGAGCUGCAGGUUGAGAUGGAGAUCUCACCUGUGAAAGAGAGGACAAACCACGACCAGGAGGUCAUUCCAGCCUCGGAAUCUGAAGCCGCUGACUGUAGCAGGGAGGACGAUGAGUUGAAAAUGGAUCUAGAGGCAAUAGCUCCCAUGAAGUCGCCCCCGAGUGCCAAAGCGAAAGGGAAGCAAAGGGCGGAACCUUCGCCGCGUCCUACUUCUCCGCGAAAGCCUGUUAGUACGGAGCGAGGUAAACGACCUGCAUCCCCAACGAAGCCGAAUUCGAACGCAACGAACGAGGCACUCUUGAGCUCUCUUGAAAAAGCGGUAGCAGCUGUUCCUUCUGUUCCUGAUACUCAAUCAGGACCUUCGAGUGAUCGACCUGUCUCUGCUGGUCGCGAUGUCGAAAUGCCACCUCCAGAGACCAAGCAAGUCUCUCCAGCCCGGGCUGCACGAGCACAACCUGGCGGAUCAGCAAAAGGCAAAGCCGUCGCUCGAGGAACCGAACCGCUGCAGCCAGUCGCAUCGACGUCAGCAGCGAUUGUGCACCGUGGCCAAUACUCUCCAAUCCCAGCUCUCCUGGAAUCAGAGCAGGAUUCACCCGAGAUCCCACUUGCACGUUUAAUCCACCGACGCAAGGAGGAAGAGGAAGAGAGUGAGGCCGAGGGUACAGAAGGAGGCGUUCCUGAAGAAGAAGACAAACCUCGCAAUGGUAAAGCGGGACCAUCCACGAGGAAACGGAAACGUCGCACCACUGCUUUGACGACUAAGAAAGCAGGGAAAGGGAAAGCGCCCGCGUCACGGAAGGGACAUACUCGAGCAACGUCGGCUGCUCCUCCACCUUCGAAGAAAGCCCGAACCGUGGCCGCAAGGAAGUUCGGUGCUGGUCUCGGGACGCAAGUCUUCGCGCUGUUCAAAAGCGACUCGAGCUUCUACGGAGCUGAAGUUCACCAGUUGAACGGCAAUCGCGCACACGUUAAGUUCUUCGAUGGAUUAGAAGAUACGAGUCUCGGUGUUGCGCAGAUGCGGAGGUUCGAACUGAGAAAAGGCGAUACUGUCAUUCCGGGGAAUAAGACCUUCAAGGCGAAAGUUAUUGACGAUAGUCUAUGGGCUACUGAGAAUGAGGUUUCUGUGGAGUAUCUCGAAGGUCCGGAAGAAGGUCUCGAGUUUAACGUGCCUGCGGAUGGAUUACGCAUUCCAGCGAGGAUCGUGCAAUCUCAGUGGAAAGACCGGACAUUGGGCGUUUCUGAAAUCAUCCCAGCCGUCCAACGAAAGGCUCUGAAAGACACUCCCUCUCCAUCGAAGAACUCCGUGAUGUAUGCUGGUUCAGCGAGAGCCGUGCGGAACAAAUUACUCUCCAGACACGGGAUUAUCAUCACCCAAGGUCCAGGAAACCAGAAUUGGUCUCGUGAAAAGGAGAAAUAUGUCAACAUCGUUAAGGAGAACGGUGGGACUGUCUUAUCAGACUGGACGGAUAUACUUACUUUGCAGGGGAAGCACACCAACGGGAACAAACGAUGGACGAUUCAGCGAUCGGACGUAAAGUACGUUCCGAAGGAUAAGAAUGCAUUUGAUCGUGUAUUCCUCAUUUCAGACGUACACAACCAAAAACCCAAAUUCCUACUUGCACUCGCACUCGGCAUACCCUGCGUAUCAGUCGACUGGCUCGACCGUAUUGCUAACAGCAACAGCGGCGAUGAAGAUAAUGAUGAAGAAGGAGAGACACAUUGGUCGAAUUUCUUGUUAGCUGCGGGACAUUCGGAACCUUUGGGUGCGCGGAUUUCUCAGAUGGUGGAUUUGGAUUGGGGGAGUACGGCGGAGCAUUUGACAGAGAUUAUGGAGAACCCUGUCCCGCAUAAGGUGUUGAGUGGGAAUUCGGUGCUGUGUAUUGGUUCGGAUUUGUUUCCGCACCCUACUAAGAAGCAGGGCAACACUGACGCAGACAGGUACCUCGAAGCCAGCCGCACCGUUCCGCGUAUCAUCCUCGCCAUGGGUGCAGACCGCGUCGAAGCCGUCACAGACGCGAAACACGCUUCCGAGGACCUCUCAUCAUAUGAUUAUGUCGUUGUGAAAGAGGCUAUUCCAGCCCCGCGUGUGGAAGAUGCAACUUAUGUUGACGUCACUUGGAUUAAGGAAUGUUUGAUUGCGGGGAGAUUGUUGCCUCUUCCCGAGUAGGAGUAAAUAUCGUUGGAGGAAAGGAGAUUUGAUUGUUGGCGUCUUUGGAUCACGUAUUGCAUCUUGCUUUCGUCGGGCUGGAUGGACCCUGUUGUAUAUUGCUCUAUCUCACCCUGCAUUAUCUUGCUAAUAUUUACUAUUUGGUAUAUCUUACACUCUUUUUUAGUGGAUAUCGUACGUUUCUUGCUAUGCUGCAUGCUUUCUUCUGUGCUUAAACAUACUAAACUCACCUCCGCCUUGCUCUUGUCCUAUAUCGUAGAACAUGUAUCUUGUAUGUUCUUUCUUGCAUCUCCUCGUCUUGCACGUAGUCCAUAGUACUUCGCC
Messenger RNA from Fomitiporia mediterranea MF3/22, 4195 nucleotides. RefSeq lists its product as uncharacterized. Gene Ontology annotation, biological process: DNA damage checkpoint signaling; positive regulation of transcription by RNA polymerase II. Gene Ontology annotation, cellular component: nucleus. The coding region runs from base 176 to 3871 and encodes 1231 amino acids. The transcript has 4 exons. The record is from RefSeq and is a predicted model, not a curated record. NCBI's taxonomy places the organism in Eukaryota, Fungi, Basidiomycota, Agaricomycetes, Hymenochaetales, Hymenochaetaceae. Gene Ontology annotation, molecular function: histone binding.